AACCUAAACAAGUUGCUGCGGUGUUGUGCAAGCUCUGUAUAUAAGCGAACGAACAUUUUAGAUUUCUGGUCAUUUUAACGCCUCUUGGCGGACGCCAAGGUCCGAACAUACAUUCCGCAAGUACAACAGCUUGUCAAAGGUGCCGAACAUUUCAGUUUAAAAUGCUGUCAUUCGCGGAAGGCAGUGUAGAUUGGCCUAUAACUUCAAACGGGUUCGACAGAAAUGUGUUGUUCCGACAUUUUGGAAGAUCCAUGUCAAUGCCUUCGGAAAGUUCGUCUGAUCGAUCCGAGAAUUCUUCACCCGUUGAUGAAAUCAAGUUUGAGGACGUAUUUUGUCCACAGCCAGAAACUCCUGUCAGGAGACUGUCAAUCCAAGAGAAGAAAGCAAACAGAAGGCUUAGAGUAGAGGAAAAUCGCGAAAAAGUUAUGGAGUUGGAGAAAUGCGUUGUCGGUGAAAAUGAAAAUUCAAAGGACAAGAAAAAGGAAAAGAAGAAAAAGAAAUGGAGUAAAAUGGAAUUGUCUGACUUCGGAUUCAACAUGUCUCUUCUUCCCAGGCCAACAAAAACUUCCCAUAUCAAUGAUGAAGAAGUGCACAGACUGCUCGAAGAAAUUGAUCAAGAGUAUUUGACUAUGGAAGAGAAAAUCACGCCAUUUGAACAUUUGCAAAAGUAUGAAGGAAAGAAGUUAGAAAAUAAAUAUUUGCGUGAAGAUAGAGACAGAAAAAUAAGAAAAGCCCACAAACAGAUUAAGGACAAGCACUGUAAAAAUGUUUUAAAUAAUGAAGGAAGAAAGAAACUGUAUGUUCAUCACAGAGUGAUUAAAAGAAUGGAACUGGAUCCCUAUAGAGUACAGCUCCAUUACCCAAUGCCUCCAAGGAAGAGUCUGCGUGAUAAUCCUCAACAAUAUACCGAUACUAAUAAUGACAGGAGCAGACCUGCACCAGUGCAGAAUCUAAACCAUGCUUUGCAUAAUGGUGCUGUGCCUGAUGAUCUGCCAACAGACUUGAUAUCACUGCUCAUUUCUCUACAGCAUCGUGACCUGUCACCAGAAGAUUAUGAAACUCUUCUGCGAUUAGACGAGUCGGUGGCACCAAAGACUGUAGCAGAAGAUAUCCUUGGGUCUUUCAAAACUGACAUUGUUGAUGCGGAAAGUGCUGGUGAGAUGUGUGCUGUGUGUAUGGAUCCGUAUGAAGUGGGACAGACAAGGAAGUUUUUACCGUGUGAUCAUGUGUUUCAUGACAGUUGUAUAGACAUGUGGUUGAAGAACUCCUCCAUGAACUGCCCUCUGGAUGGUUUGUCUGUGAGCAGCUGAUGUCAUUUCGUUAUAUGUUGUUAAUCUCAUCACUCUCACACUUCCAUCAACUUGCUGAGUCAAAAAAGUUUGUUACUAUGUCAUGAAGUGGCAGUUCUUUUGACUGUCAUUUUGUUAUUAAAUCAUUUAUAUAUGUA
Molecule: messenger RNA, 1447 nt
Organism: Haliotis rubra (blacklip abalone)
Lineage: Eukaryota; Metazoa; Mollusca; Gastropoda; Lepetellida; Haliotidae
Exons: 1
Coding region: 162-1310 (382 amino acids)
Biological process (GO): ubiquitin-dependent protein catabolic process
Molecular function (GO): ubiquitin protein ligase activity
Source: RefSeq, a predicted model, not a curated record